Messenger RNA from Hemicordylus capensis (graceful crag lizard), 1970 nucleotides. RefSeq names its product chromosome 6 C1orf35 homolog (gene C6H1orf35). The record is from RefSeq and is a predicted model, not a curated record. The coding region runs from base 277 to 1299 and encodes 340 amino acids. NCBI's taxonomy places the organism in Eukaryota, Metazoa, Chordata, Lepidosauria, Squamata, Cordylidae. The transcript is spliced from 9 exons.
GGCCUGCGGAAGUUGCUGCCGGAAGUUAGGUGUUGCAGCUUGCACGUGAAUCUGGCAGUGGCGGGGUCUUCUUCUUUGCUGGGCGCCUGCUUUGCCACUCUGGUCUGGUGGCGGGGAAGCGCUGCUGCUGCUGGACGCCCGCCGCCGCAUCUAGAUGCAUCUGCAUCUAGCCGCUGGAUGCAGAAGAAGAUCCACAUGUCUGAAGCUUGGAGUCUGAACUUCCUUUGACCACUGGGUUUCAUCUUUGAACAUUCAGAGUGCUCUCUUUUCUCCGGGAUGUUUGGUUCCUCCCGAGGUGGUGUGCGGGGCGGGCAGGACCAGUUCAACUGGGAAGAUGUGAAGACGGAUAAGCAAAGGGAGAACUACCUGGGGAACUCUUUGAUGGCACCAGUAGGCCGUUGGCAGAAGGGCAAAGAUCUCACGUGGUAUGCCAAGCAGAAGAAAGGAGACGCACCUCUCUCCCGGGAGGACGAGCUGGCUGCUGUCCGGCGGGCUGAACAGGAAGCAAUGAUGGCAGCCUUGGGUUACAAGAAUGUGAAGAAGCAGCCGACAGGACUCAGCAAAGAGGAUCUUGCCGAGGUCUGCAAACGCGAUGGAGCAGAACAUGACGAGAAGAACGUGGACCGAGUGCUGGGUUUGGGGAGUUCGAGAAGUGGUGGUGGGAGCAGGGUGAUGUUUUCCAAAGAAGACAAAGAGGCUGCCAAACUGGGCCUUUCAGUCUUUACGCAUCAUCGAGUGGCAAACAGUCCAGAGGUUUCAGCUGCUAAAAGACAACCGGACAAGGAAAUGGAAGCGGAAGCAAUGCCGCCAGAGGUCAGCAAGAAAUCCAAAAAGAAGGAGAAGAAGAAGAAAAAGCACAAGAAGGAAAAGAAAAAGGAGAAAGAGAAGCACCCGAAGAAGAGAACUGCCUCCUCUUCCACCUCAUCUUCUCCGGAUGACAGAGAAAGGAAAAGGAGACCCCUCUCCCCUCCCGAGCGCCCUUCCUCCUCCUCCCAGCGGCCUGGAGCCAGCCAUCGUGACAGCCUCUCAUCACCACCCCGAGAGGGACAGAAAGCCCCCAGCAGGCGGUGCCACAGUCCGGCCUCUUCCAGCAGCCUCAAGGAAAGGACCCACUCUGGCCGGCCAGCGGCCAAAACCUCUUCUCCCAAGCCCCGAAGGAGGGGCCGGCGCAGUGGUAGUAGCCGCAGCCGGUCCCCGUCUCCCAGAGGCAAGGGCGCGGGGGGCCAGAGAAGGAGAAGAAGCCGGUCCCCUGCAGCCCACAGGACCAAGAAGAGGCACGACACAGACUCGGAUGACUGAACCAGCCUUGGAACUGAGGAAGCCUUUCUUCAAAACAGACCCUCUCUUGGUGGUUCCUUGGAUCUGUUUCUUGGCUGAUGCACAUUUCUAUGGGGUCAUUCACACAAUCAGGAACUGUGUUCUACCUUGGUUUGGGAGCUCUGUGUACUCCCAGUUUUCGGUUGUGUGGAAGCAAGGUCGGAGGAGAACCUGGGUAGCUUUUCCUCCUACCUGGCAUCCACACCAUCACUGCAGCCCAGGUUUUCCUCUCACCUGGCUUCCACACAACCGAAAAUUGGGAGCGCACACAGUUCCCAGACACAGUUUUUGAUUAUGUGAAUGGCCUCUGUGUUUGGGAGAGGGGUUUAGGGUUUUGUGGGGUGGGGGGUUGUGCAGGAGGGGGACAGAAUACAGCUUUUAUCUGCCUCUGCCAGUUUGCUCUAAUGUCAGGGAGGAGCAUGGCAGAAAAAAACCACCCUCAUUGACUUUAAAUAUGUAAUAUGUAUCCCUUAGUGCCAUAUGGUGUGUGAGUGAGAGAGGAUCGAUCGAUCACUCGAUCAGAGUCAUGAUAGCUACAUUUACCCCUUAAAAACCAGAAAUGCAUCCACUUAUUUAUGUUCUUUCUGUUAUUGCUUACCAAGUUUAUAUUGCAUUAACCAAUAUGAAUAUUAAUUAAAACCACCACCAAUACA